This is a messenger RNA of Perkinsus marinus ATCC 50983, 296 nucleotides long. RefSeq lists its product as hypothetical. The annotation marks the transcript as partial. The record is from RefSeq and is a predicted model, not a curated record. The transcript has a single exon. Gene Ontology annotation, biological process: transmembrane transport. Gene Ontology annotation, molecular function: transmembrane transporter activity. Lineage: Eukaryota; Perkinsozoa; Perkinsida; Perkinsidae.
GUCUGCACAAACCAAGGAGUUGGUCAAGAGCAAUUGCUCUUUGAGGACCUCUGCCGGUAUCAGUUUCGCUCGAUUUCUGUUCGGUCUGCUCUUUUGGGUAUUCACCUACGUAUUCCUCAAUAUGAAGACGGUGGUCUGUGCUGCGGGUAUCGGUGCGUGGUACUUCCCAGGUGGUGAUGGAGAGCCGACCAUACCUGCAAUGAGGGGUCUCCAAUGGGCCUUCACAUCGAGCUCGGGGGCUGUCAUGUUCGCUGCUACUAUCGUGGGUGUUACUCGGUUCAUACUCAACCGUAUCG